Molecule: messenger RNA, 2827 nt
Organism: Manis pentadactyla (Chinese pangolin)
Lineage: Eukaryota; Metazoa; Chordata; Mammalia; Pholidota; Manidae
Gene: ARMCX5
Product: armadillo repeat containing X-linked 5
Exons: 5
Coding region: 606-2216 (536 amino acids)
Source: RefSeq, a predicted model, not a curated record
GCCGGAUCCCCUUAAACUACACUCUAGCUCCUCCCGCUAUCGGUUUUGGUUCUGGGGACGUGGCAUGGCAAAGCUUGCGGAGGAAAAGGGCAUGGCACCCCUUGAGGCAAGGAAAUGAGAAAACUGCCUUUGAUCCAAGCAGAGCAGGUCCAACAGUGGCAGAUCUGGUGGCCUUGGAGUGGCUGAAGACCACCACCCUCCACAGGGCUGAACUCAGGCACACAGCCAUCCUUCCCUUCCCUGAGUGAGCUUCCUCUGCACGUUGUUUAUAUCAUUGGCAGAGCCUAUAGUUGGAAAGGGGGGCUGAGUAACUACUGGACUUUGUAUGAAAACACCAACCUGGGACAGACCUUCAGUCAAGGCUGAGACGGGGGUGGGGAUACAUAAUGUGGUCUUGCCUUUAACUUGGAUCAUAACUGGCUCCAAGGUUAAGGCAGGGGCAGAGAAGGGUCUGGGGCUGGCCUGAAAUCUGAAAUCAGUGGCUCUGCCAACACUAGAGCCAAGGAUAAGAUCCAGGCCAAGGCAGAACUGCAAACAGGACCAAUGACCCAUGCCAAGGCUGGGGAUGCAGCAAUGGCCAGGACACAGUGACCUUCACUGAGACCAUGGCUAUGACAAGGGAAGUGAGCAAGAUGGAAGCUAUGACUGAGACUAGAGUCAUGACUGAGACUAAGGCAAAACCCCUGGAAGAACCUGGUAUAAUGCCCCAAACCAAGUUAAAGGCCAUGCCUAUGUCCAGAGUCAGUGCUGUGACCAAGUAUGAAGUCAAGGCUGUUGCUGGGAGUGAAGUCAAUAUUGGGUCCUUUGCUAAGGCUCAUGAUAAGGUUAAUAUUGGGUCCAGGUCCCAGAGAAGGAGAGAGGCCAGCAUCAAGUUCAGGGCUGGGGACAGAGCUGGUAUUGUAAUCAAGUCCAGUUAUGAGGAUGAAGAAAAUGUCUGCUCUUGGUUCUGGACUGGAGAGGAGCCUAGCGUAGGAUCCUGGUUCUGGCCUGAAGAAGAGACCCCUUUUCAAGUUUAUAAGCCUCCACCUAAGAUCCAGGAAACACCCAAGUCCACACCCAAACCUGAACUUACUAUAAAACAAAAAGCGGCAGCAUGGUCAAGGGCCAGGUAUAGUGUCCUAGUCCCAGUAGAGGGAGGGGAGCGAUCCUUGCCUCCAGAAGGGAAUUGGACUCUGGUUGAGACCUUGAUUGAGACUCCUCUGGGGAUUCGGCCACUGACCAAGAUCCCACCCUAUGAUGGGCCUUACUUCCAGACCUUAGCUGAGAUCAAAAAACAGGUUAGGUAUAGGGAAAAGUACGGGCCUAAUCCAAGAGCCUGCCGCUGCAAAUCACGUGACUUUAGUUUAGAGCCUAAAGAGUUUGAUGAACUUGUUGCCCUACUUAAACUAACUAGGGAUCCUUUCAUUCAUGAAAUAGCUACAAUGAUAAUGGGCAUCAGUCCUGCUUAUCCAUUCACCCAAGAUAUAAUUCAUGAUGUAGGUAUUACUGUUAUGAUUGAAAACUUGGUCAAUAAUCCCAAUGUUACGGAACACCCUAGAGCUUUAAAUGUGGAUGACAACUCUGAGUCUCCUGAACAACCAAAAACAGGAGAGUCAUACAUACAUCAAGUUUGUAAGGACAUAAUUUCUUAUCCCUUGAACUCCCCUAUGCAACUGGCUGGACUAAAAUUACUAGAGCACCUGAGUGUGAAAUUUGAGGAUCACCAUAUGAUUGCUAAUUACAUUCCAGAUUUCCUAACCUUGUUGAACAGGGGAAGUGUCAAAACCAAGUUUUAUGUUUUAAAAGUGUUUUUGCGCUUGUCUAAAAAUCAAGCCAAUACAAGAGAACUGAUCAGUGCCAAAGUACUAUCAUCAUUGGUUGCACCCUUUAGCAAGAAUGAAUCAAAGGCCAAUAUUCUUAAUAUAAUUGAAAUAUUUGAGAAUAUAAAUUUCCAAUUCAAAAAGAAGGUGAAGCUAUUUACCAAGGAACAGUUCACUAAAUCUGAACUUAUUUCCAUAUUCCAGGAAGCAAAAGAGUUUGGUCAGAAACUCCAAGACUUAGCAGAGCACAGUGAUCCUGAGAACUCCAAUAGCCUGGAAUUCCAGCUAUGGGUACUGCUUUCACAGUUGGGGAUCUUCACAGUACAAUUGGACCAGACCCUUUGGAAAUAUUCUGUUUCUCAAAUGUCCUAUGGAGCACACAAUCAGUUGAUUGCUAUGGAAUUUUCCAUCAGCUAAAGAAAAGGGUGUAUGCAGUCUGGCGCAGCCUUCUUUCCUGUUGCUCUUUCAGGAUUAGUUGUAUUAAUUAUAUUUUCAUACUGUAUGUCAUUUUAGGAGGGGGUCUCUGUCUCACCUCUCACACCACCAUCUUUUCAUUCACCAACUUUUAACGUUUUUAAGUAUUUUUUUACUGUGGUAAAAUACGUAACAAGAAGUUAUAAUUUUAAUGAUUUUUAAAUGUAGAAUUUAGUAACAUUAAUUGCAUUCACAGUGUUGUGCAGCCAUCACUACUAUUUACAAAACUUUUUCAUCACCCAAAAGAGAAACUGUAACCAUUAAGCAAUAAUUCCCCAUUAACCCCUUCCUGUCAGUCCAUAGCAAUCCCCAGUCUACUUUCUGUCUCUACAAAUAUGCCUACUCUAAAUAUUUCUUAUUAGUGGAAUCAUGCAAUGUUUGCCCUUUUGUGUCUGAUUUAUUUCACUUACCAUAAUGUUUUCAAAGUUCAUCUGUGUUGUGACAUGUAUCAUAGCUUAUUCCUUUUUUAUGGCUGAGUAAUAUUCUGGUCUGUGUGAAUACACCAUAUUUUGUUUACCCUUUCAUCUAUUGGUGUACAUUUGAGUUGUUUCCAC